Phacochoerus africanus (Common warthog) is the source of this 2926-nucleotide messenger RNA. RefSeq names its product Zic family member 5 (gene ZIC5). The record is from RefSeq and is a predicted model, not a curated record. Gene Ontology annotation, biological process: regulation of transcription by RNA polymerase II; central nervous system development. Gene Ontology annotation, molecular function: DNA-binding transcription factor activity, RNA polymerase II-specific; RNA polymerase II cis-regulatory region sequence-specific DNA binding. Gene Ontology annotation, cellular component: nucleus. NCBI's taxonomy places the organism in Eukaryota, Metazoa, Chordata, Mammalia, Artiodactyla, Suidae.
CCGGAAUAAGCAGAGUUAGGAGGCCAGGACAAAGAAGUUAAAGAGCGCCUAACAUACAUGUUUUUGAGGGCGGGCCGAGGGAAAAAAGUACCCCCAGUGAGGGUCUAUGGGUCUGAUUGUGUAGUUGUGAUGGAGCCCCCUUUGAGCAAGAGGAACACGCCAGCGCUGAGAUUAGCGGAUUUGGCAACGGCUCAGGCCAGGCCGCUUCAGAACAUGACUGGCUUCCCGGCGCUGGCCAGCCCGUCCGCCCACUCCCAACUCCGCGCCACAGCCGCGCACCUCCGCCCUCGGGACCUGGGCGCUGACCCCGGCGUGGCCAUCACUCCGCUCGGACCCGAGCACAUGGCCCAGGCGAGCGCGCUCGGCCUCAGCCCUCCCUCCCAGGCGCUCCCGGCCCAGCCCGAGGCCCCAGCGGCCGCGGCCCGCGCUGCAGCCUCGGUCGCGCACCCCGGCGCCGGCACCUACCCUGGCGGCGGGGGCAGCAGCAGCGUGCAAUCCUCCGCGCCCCCGCCCCCAGCCCCUCCUCUUCCUCCCUCCCCUUCACCCCCUUCCCCUCCCUCUCCUCCCCCCUCUCCCCCUCCUCCUGCCCUCUCCGGCUACACCACCAACAGUGGCGGCGGCGGCAGCAGCGGCAAAGGCCACAGCAGGGACUUCGUCCUCCGGAGGGACCUUUCCGCCACGGCCCCCGCGGCGGCCAUGCACGGGGCCCCGCUCGGAGGGGAGCAGCGGUCCGGCACCGGCUCCCCCCAGCACUCGGCCCCGCCUCCCCACUCGGCCGGCAUGUUCAUCUCCGCCAGCGGCACCUACGCUGGCCCGGACGGCAGCGGCGGCGGGGGCCCGGCGCUCUUCCCCGCGCUGCACGACCCGCCGGGAGGCCCCGGCGGCCACCCGCACCCGCUCAACGGCCAGAUGCGCCUGGGGCUGGCGGCCGCAGCGGCAGCCGCGGCCGCUGAGCUGUAUGGCCGCGCGGAGCCGCCCUUCGCGCCGCGCUCUGGGGACGCGCACUACGGGGCUGUGGCGGCCGCUGCAGCCGCCGCCCUCCAUGGCUACGGAGCCGUGAACUUAAACCUGAACCUGGCGGCGGCGGCUGCUGCUGCGGCGGCCGGACCGGGGCCCCACCUGCAACACCACGCGCCGCCCCCGGCGCCGCCGCCGCCGGCGCCCGCGCAGCACCCGCACCAGCACCACCCCCACCUCCCAGGGGCGGCCGGGGCCUUCCUGCGCUACAUGCGGCAGCCAAUCAAGCAGGAGCUCAUCUGCAAGUGGAUCGACCCCGACGAGCUGGCCGGGCCGCCGCCGCCGCCGCCGCCACCGCCACCGCCACCGCCCCCGGCCGGCGGCGCCAAGCCCUGCUCCAAAACUUUCGGCACCAUGCACGAGCUGGUGAACCACGUCACGGUGGAGCACGUGGGCGGCCCCGAGCAAAGCAGCCACGUCUGCUUCUGGGAAGACUGUCCGCGCGAGGGCAAGCCCUUCAAGGCCAAAUAUAAGCUCAUCAACCAUAUCCGCGUGCACACCGGCGAGAAGCCCUUCCCCUGCCCUUUCCCGGGCUGCGGCAAGGUCUUCGCGCGCUCCGAGAACCUCAAGAUCCAUAAGCGCACUCAUACAGGGGAAAAGCCUUUCAAAUGUGAAUUUGAUGGCUGUGACAGGAAGUUUGCCAACAGCAGUGAUCGAAAGAAACAUUCCCAUGUCCACACCAGCGACAAGCCCUACUACUGCAAAAUCCGAGGCUGUGACAAAUCCUAUACCCACCCGAGCUCGCUGAGAAAGCACAUGAAGAUUCACUGCAAGUCCCCGCCGCCUUCGCCAGGAGCCCUGGGUUACUCCUCACUGGGGACUCCGGGGGGUGCCCCCUUGUCCCCUGUGCUGGACCCAACCAGGAGUCGCUCAAGCACUCUGUCCCCUCAGGUGACCAACCUCAAUGAGUGGUAUGUUUGCCAGGCCAGUGGGGCCCCCAGCCACCUCCACACCCCUUCCAGCAACGGGACGACGUCAGAGUCUGAAGACGAGGAGAUGUACGGGAACUCUGAAGUUGUGCGGACGAUGCAUUAGAAUUGAUUAGUAAUAAUAAUAAUAAGUCCAAUAAUAAGGGGGAGCCCUUGGACCGUAUCCUAACCUGAGACAAUGCCGAGCCUGAGACAAACCCGUGACUCAGCCUUGCCACCGGGUCUAAUUAGCCCUAUUUAUUCAGUAUGAAACCCUAUGGUGUUUGUACAUUUAAUUAAUUUAAUUAAGAUAUUUGGGCUUUUUUUCCCCCUUAGAAAACAAACAAACAAACAAAAAACCCAACCAAGCUGGACUUGUAUGUUCCAGGGGGACAGGCCUGGGAGCAAACCGUACCAAGGAAAAUGAAUGGAGAGUUUAGUAAAUCAAGAAACACACUGCCAAUGCAAUAUAUAUAUGUAGUUUUUACAAGGGUGAGCGAAAGAGCAUUAAGUCAGAACUCAACACAGCAACAAGGCCUCUUCUGCGUUUCCUGCAGUGCCUCGCGGAAGCCUUUGACACCAGAGUGGGCUUCUCUGGAGCCUCGCAGCCUCCUGCUUGGGCCCUAAUUCUGCCAAGGCCUCUUGAUUGUAAACCACACACUUGCUGCAUUGCCAACAAACAGAUCUUGGACUGUACCUGGGGGUCCAGACGUAUUUGUAAAAACCCUUUGAGUUCGAAUACUUGUAAUUUUUAAUUUCUACUCUUUUAUUACUGAGCUCACCUUAAUGUGGUAUUUUUAUACAGGAUUAUUUCCUCAGUACCCUGCUUGUAUGAUUAAAGGAAAGAUGCAGCAGCCUAGUACAUCCCCAUGUAUUGUGCUACUGUGAUUGUUCAAGCAACAGUGCAGCGAAGAGCAAGCUGCUGUGGGAGACAACUGUGAAACUGUGCUAUUUUAUAAAACAAGAAAUUCAGAUUCCUCUAUCGGGUUUUUUUUUUUUAU